Molecule: messenger RNA, 3404 nt
Organism: Pomacea canaliculata
Lineage: Eukaryota; Metazoa; Mollusca; Gastropoda; Architaenioglossa; Ampullariidae
Exons: 3
Coding region: 517-1830 (437 amino acids)
Biological process (GO): G protein-coupled receptor signaling pathway
Cellular component (GO): plasma membrane
Molecular function (GO): G protein-coupled receptor activity
Source: RefSeq, a predicted model, not a curated record
AACAAUGAUAUGAAAUAGGAGAUAUGAACUUUUUUUAUUAUUGAGAAACGGGUAUAAAAUACAUGUAGGAAGACAGACAGGUGGGUGACCUUGCCUCGACGAGAGAUAAAGUGUCGAUAUUGCGACAUUGGUCACUUCACUUGCUGGCUACAUGAACAAGAAUUAGACAGGACGCUUUACAGAGUAUAGGACAAGAGUAGAGGACCAGAGUGGAGGACCAGAGUAUAGGACCACAGUUCAGCGGCACAAGACAGUCGAGCCAGGUGUGUGGUUGACCGAGUGUGAUUUCUUCAUGCUGUGGUGUGGACUGUCAUCUGGAAUAGAUCCUCCAUCCCCUCCUCUUCCCGAAGCAGAAACAUUGUUCAAAUAAGUCCAACAGACCUCGCUUUGGAAGACCGGACCCUCGGUGAUUAGGUAAACAGGUCACGUAGUGUGACGUCACGCUUGACUGAUUUACGUGACGGUUAAAACUCAACACGUGUAGCGGAUACUCCCCCUCGAGCAGCUGCAGUGAACAUGGCCAACGUCACGGCUUUCCCCGGCAACUGGACGUGGUCCAGCCUCAUGACGACGUCCGACGUGGCCACGUACCCCGAGGUGAUGACCAACGUGACCAACGCGACCGGAUGGACGGGGUGGGGUCGCGAGGUGGGUCACAGUGGCGUGUCCCCCUUCCUCGUGCCUGCUGGCUUGGAGAGCCUACAGGCGGUCCGCAUCUUCUUGAACAAGGUCAUGCCCGUGGCCUUGACCCUCGGUAUCGUCGGCAAUGCCGUCGCUGUCUGCGUCUUCAUGUUGACACCCUUGAAGAAGACACCGCUCAGCCACUACCUGACCGCCCUCGCCAUCUCCGAAAUCAUCUACGAGGUGGCAAGUCUCGUGCUGUGGACCUCGGUCAACGGGUGGAACAUCUACGGUAAAGUCGGGGUGUGUCAGGUGACUACCUUCUCGCUCUUCAUGUCCAGGUUUCUGAUCGUCUGGUACUUGCUGUCCGCUCACUUUGAAAGGCUGCUCAUCCACUUUGGACGACCAGGCACCAAGCGGUGGUGCACGGUGUUCCGCACCAAGUGCAUCAUCUUAACUGUCUUCAUCUUCUCCCUCGUUGCCUUUUUGCACUACGUCUGGAGUCACGUGGUCACCCCGUUCUUAGGUAUCAUGACCUGCAGGCCGAUGACAGAAAGCAUCCCCCACAUGUCCAGACUUCGGAAGGUGGAGCUGGUCCUGGCGCUCUUCCUGCCGAUGCUGAUCAUGCUGGGCAUGGACGUGGCUCUCAUUUACAAAGUCAUCACUCGGACCCUGGAGAGAAGAUCCCGCCGCACCUCUUCCACCUCCUCCACCAGACUGUCCCUCCGACCUAAAGGUGGGGGGAGCGGGGGAGGCGGGUCAUCUCAUCGGUCGUCGGCCAAGUACUGCCCACCGCUGGAGAACGGCCAGACGACGGCCUUCAACGGCCCCAGGGAGAACGGUCCCUCCGAACAGGAAAGCGAGCGGGUGCGGGCUGCUCGCAAUCUCGACCUGUCCAGCGAGAAGACAAGCUCCACGCUGGUCUGCAUCAUCGCCGGGGUCAUCUUCAUGGCCUUGACCCUGCCUUCGGCCUGCCUGCGUGCUCGAGCCGACUUCGGGCCGCAAACGGAAGGAGGUUUCCCUUUGACCCCUUACGAACAGCAACUCAUGCGUGUUUUCGAGCAGGUAGUGCUCUUCAAUGGCGUCUACAAGGUGUUCCUGUACGCCUCGAUGCUGCGCAACUUCCGCCGCGCCGUGAUACACAUGUGCAAGGCGUGCGUCCGGCGAAGCCGACCUGCCAGGCCCCGACCUUCCGUCACGACCGUUUGAAGACCUUGACCCAGGAAGGUCAGCCGGAUAGUUUGAUCAUACCCACCACACUUCUGUUCGUGGUCUCAAUGUCUGAGACUUCCAAGUCGCCAUUGACUCAUGACAAGGACGCUCUGUAACGUCUGAAGAUUUUUGUUCAGAAGAAAAGUGACUCAAGUCGAGAGUUUCCUAUAAUCAAAAUAUAUAUAUGAAAACACGAGAAAACGAGGGUUCCAUUUAUGUAUUAAAGGUGAUUUUUUCGUCUUGUGUGUUUUUGUUUGAUAAUGCUAUGAAGAUGAGCAAAGUAACUGUUUUGUGGGGGGAGUGUGUGUGGAGGGAGGGGCAACUGCACCUUCCACAGCAUAUGAACCGUACUAACACUGAAAACUGUUAAUCACGAAAGGUCACGUGAUGGAAAUUGGCAUUACUACAUCACUGAUUGGGCGUUCAAUAACGCACACCUGUCAUGGCGCACAGCUUACGUCACUUGUCAUGCGCACUGAACGAGACUGGACUUCUUCAUGGGCGCCAUUGCUGACGCUUAGUAAACAAAAAAAAACAACAAAUGAGUUCAAGCGCCUGCCACUGUUGUGUGUUCUAUUAUUUUUUGUUUUCUUGUUUAACAGUUCCGUGCAGAACUGACCAUUGUAACAAUUGUUGAUGUGUAUUUUCCGUUUGAAUGUUCCACUUGUCAGUGACAGUUUCGUCUCUGUCACAGUAAAAACAGAGAUAAGUAUAAUUUAUUGGGUUGGACAGCUUGUGCGUGACAGUGGAUGGGGAGGUCAACCAAUAUAGGAUUCUGGGACUGGUUCAUGGCCAAGCUGGAUGAGUGGGUAGGAAAACGGUGGUGGAAAAGUAGAAGCUGGCUUUUCAGCUACUCAGAAAGUAAAAUCUAGAAGCUUUUUCUGUACGAAUUUUUCUCAGACCUCUAGUGAUAGGUGAUGAAAGCUUUUUUGAAACUUGUGAACUUCUAAGAAUACAAUGGUCACUCAUGUACCAAGAUCUUUUGUCGAGUCAUAGAAAUAUUUGUAAUAGCUAUAGAUUUUUUAUUUUGUACGAGCAGGCAGACGACACAGAUUACCACAAGCAAUAAUUUCGAUCCUGUUAUCAACAGAUAUGAACGCGAUGAGUAUGAGGAAUUAUGGCGACUAUAUUGGGCACUUUCUUCCCACUUUAUACAAUUUCCUUAUCAUUUUUUCUUUUUCAAGGACUGUGAACACGAUGAAGAUCUUUUAUUCUAUUUACACCUAAGCUUUCGACUUGUCUCUCUCUUCCUUUGACAUAGUUAAAAACAAAAUUCUGUUAUCUAUCUUUUCCACACAUAUAGAGGGGAAUGGUGUUGCAGAUAAAUUCUCAUCGAAAUAAUGACCGAAUUCAUUGCAAAUUAGAUAAUCAGCGAGAAGCGAAUUUUAAUUUGUAAAAAUGACUAUCUGACAACAGCGGAUUAAUAGCCGCAGCGACAAGAGAAGGAACUUUGUUGACAUCAACUUCAUUGGUAAUGAUUACCGCAGUGUUCAGUCGAACCGAUCCCAGGCUGAAAACAUGACGAAUGUUCACACUGUUCAUAAUGUUCACACAUGCUCACACAUGUUCAC